This is a messenger RNA of Aphis gossypii (cotton aphid), 642 nucleotides long. Its product is annotated as WAS/WASL-interacting protein family member 3-like. NCBI's taxonomy places the organism in Eukaryota, Metazoa, Arthropoda, Insecta, Hemiptera, Aphididae. The coding region runs from base 1 to 642 and encodes 213 amino acids. The transcript has a single exon. The record is from RefSeq and is a predicted model, not a curated record.
AUGGCAGAACGAGGUAACCCACCACCGACCCGCAACAACCGGCCAUCCCGUGGCAUGAUCGCCACACAUGUGGAGAAGCUCCGGGCGAUGGCCACGCAGUUGUUGCGGGAAGCCAGGAGGCUGACGGGCGAGGGUCCGGACGACGCGGUCGGAGGUUGGUCAGCCGAACGGGCAGCCACCGCUUCGUUCGGCCGGAUACGGGCAAGCCCAACAGCUUGGGCGUUGUUCGAGCGUGGUUUCGCCGAGGGACGACGGUCCACUCGGGAGACCACCCCUCAGGCCGGGGCAAGGACGAGGGCUGGACCGCCAGGCCGAGUGCCACCCCGACGAGCGGUACCGGCGUAUCAACGCCAUGACGUACGGGACCGUCAGGGCCGGUUCCAGCGUCAAGGUCAGCAGCCCGCACCGCAGGCACCCCCAUCGGCGGCAACAGUCCCACAGCAGCCACCGGUCCAGCCGCUGCAGCCACCAUCGUCUCAUCCAAAGCCACCAACCCCACACCUCCAACCCAACCACCCAACCACCAGUUACCCUCCAACCCAGCCGGCCCAACCACCAGCUACACCCGAGGCGCAGCUAGCAGUCGUGGAGCGGUGGAUUGAGGAAAUGGAGGUGACGGCAGAUGCGGACGCGGACAGUUAG